AAUGAAAGAUUACCCUAAUGUCAGUCAAAAUUUUUUAAAGUGUUAUCUCUUGAUAGCGUGCGCCCUUGUUAUAGCGACCACAUUCAAAAUCAUUCAAAUCUCAGAGUAUCUACACUUUGCCUGCUUACGUCGCUGGCGAUCGCUUAAAAGCGCUUCACGAAGAGGUCGGAUGUAUAGUAGCACCUUGAUUCCGAAGCUCCUAACAUGUCGACCGAACUACUGUUUCUUCUCGGCACAUUAGCGAUAGUUUUUUAUAUUUGGCAAAAACGGACAUAUUCAUUUUGGAAGCGCCAUGGAGUGAAAAGCAUUCGAUCGCUGCCCCUUCUGGGUAACACCCGCGAGUUUCUAACCGGCCGAGUACCGUUCUUCGAACAGAUCCAAAAGUUUCACCAAGCUCCUGGCUUCGAAAAUGAACCAUUCGUGGGUGUGUACAUGGCAUAUCGCCCUGCUCUGAUCAUUCGCGAUCUAGACCUGAUCAAAACGGUGAUGAUCAAGAAGUUCCAAUACUUUAACAACCGCGUACUUCAAACGGACCCGCACAAUGACGCUCUUGGAUUCAACAACCUCUUCUUCGCUCGCAGCCCGGCUUGGAGGGAGUUACGAACGAAGAUCUCUCCGGUCUUUACCACUGGCAAGAUCAAGCAAAUGUAUCCCCUGAUGGUGAAGAUUGGAAAAAACCUUGAGGAUAGUGCUGAACGUCUUGGCAGCGGUUCAAACAUCCAGGUUAAGGAUCUGUGCGCUCGCUUUACCACUGACCUGAUAGCCACUAUUGCCUUCGGUCUAGAGGCCAAUGCUUUGCAGAACGCCAGGAGCGAAUUCUUCUACCACAAUAAGGCUAUUUUCUCGUUGACCUUGAGUCGAGCUAUAGACUUUGCCAUCAUUUUCAUGCUUCCGGCAUUGGCGCCGCUGGCGCGUGUGAAGCUUUUUUCAAAGGAAACAACGAAGUUCAUCCGGAGCAGCAUUAACUAUGUUCUAACGGAGCGAGAGAGAACCGGCCAAAAGAGGAAUGAUCUUGUCGAUAUCCUUCUAGCUAUGAAGCGGCAGGCUUCCGCGAAUUCCGAGGAGUCGUUGAAGACUAUUGAUCUGGACUACUUGGUGGCCCAGGCGGCCAUUUUCCAGACAGCCGGCUUCGAAACCAGCUCUUCUACAAUGACUCUGACGCUUUACGAGUUGGCCAAGAACAAUGACCUGCAGCAACGCCUGCGGCAGGAAAUCUCCGACUUCUUUGGGGACGAGGACCAUGUCAGCUACGAGCGUAUUCAGGAAAUGCCCUACCUGUCUCAGGUCGUUAACGAGACACUCAGGAAAUAUCCAAUCGUGGGGUACGCAGAACGAGAAUGCUCUCAGCCGGAUGAAGGUGAACGGUUCAGCCUCGAUCCUUACCACAACAUGGUUCUACCGCAUGGAAUGUCCAUUUACAUUUCCACUCUGGCCAUCCAUCGGGACCCCCAAUAUUGGCCGGACCCGGAAAAAUUUGACCCAGAGCGAUUCAAUCCGUCCAACCGCGAUAGCCUCAACAUGGACGCCUAUAUGCCAUUUGGCGUGGGUCCGCGCAAUUGCAUCGGUAUGCGAUUGGGUCUGCUGCAGUCAAAACUGGGGCUUGUGCACCUUUUGCGUAACCACAGGGUCUACACGUGCGAGCAGACCGUUGAUAAGAUCGAGUGGUCUCCAGUUAGUCCGGUAAUUGCCUCCAAACAUGAUAUUGUGCUUCGGCUGGAAAAGGUAUCCGGUUAGUGGGCUUGUGGACAAUGUUUAACUUCAGAGUAGGUGAAUUGUAAAUAUGUUUGAAAUUAAAGAAACUGCAUUCCAAUUAUGCAA
Molecule: messenger RNA, 1818 nt
Organism: Drosophila eugracilis
Lineage: Eukaryota; Metazoa; Arthropoda; Insecta; Diptera; Drosophilidae
Product: probable cytochrome P450 6w1
Exons: 2
Coding region: 205-1734 (509 amino acids)
Biological process (GO): response to DDT; insecticide catabolic process
Molecular function (GO): iron ion binding; oxidoreductase activity, acting on paired donors, with incorporation or reduction of molecular oxygen; monooxygenase activity
Source: RefSeq, a predicted model, not a curated record